Molecule: messenger RNA, 648 nt
Organism: Ylistrum balloti
Lineage: Eukaryota; Metazoa; Mollusca; Bivalvia; Pectinida; Pectinidae
Exons: 1
Source: RefSeq, a predicted model, not a curated record
UGUCUGUGGUUCUGUUGUUUCGAGGAGAGGACUAUCUAUGAAGUAUCUACAUCAUCUACGCCUGUCAAAAGGUUUACUACAGAGUAUUACCCAAACGAACUGUCUGUGACCAGUGAGGGACGGGUUGUGGUGGGUACAGGGAGAAGACAGGGGUACAAGGUAGUGAUGCACACAGCAGAUGGUCAGGUGUUGCACACAGUCACUAUAGAUAGGUCAGGUGCGGGUUCGGUACAAUCGAUCACACAUUGUCCUGUUACAGGUAACAUAGCUGUAAUGAGUUGUAAACUAAUCAGUGAAGACGGCAGUGAUCCAGACAACUACAGGCGUCACGUCAUUGUGUAUAAUCCAACACUCCAGCCUCUGGUCCACUACCGUGGGGAGGGGAUACAGGCACGGGAGGCGGUCACACCUGACAAGUUUCAUCCGAUCACAGUGGUAUACGACAGUAAGGGUAAUAUUGUUAUUCCUGACUGGAACAGGAAAACAAUAGAACUAAUAACUGGAGAUGGGAAGUACAUAAAAACACUCCACACAAACAAAGGACAACAAGGAGCAGUAGGUAUACAGAGGGAUGAUGUGUUGUGGUCCCACUUAGUAUUAUAUACUGGAGAGACGGGAUUCAAACUCCUCAAGUAUUAUAGUGACUGA